Messenger RNA from Trichoderma breve, 987 nucleotides. RefSeq names its product fungal specific transcription factor domain-containing protein. The record is from RefSeq and is a predicted model, not a curated record. NCBI's taxonomy places the organism in Eukaryota, Fungi, Ascomycota, Sordariomycetes, Hypocreales, Hypocreaceae. The transcript is spliced from 2 exons. Bases 1 to 987 code for a protein of 328 amino acids.
AUGUCUGCAGACGCAGUAGCUGUUGCUCCCAUCGCCCCGGCUCCCCCAACGCAGUUUGAAUUUAUUGUUGGAGAUAGACCAGAUCAACUCAAAGCUGGGUCCAACCCAAGGCUACGGUCGCAUCUAUCCAAACGGGGCUGGCAGGUCUACUUGCUGCAGAACAACGGAGCCUCAUCCUCUGGCUCUGGUUCCGCUCCAGUUGAUGAAGCAGCUCAGCAACGCGAGGACAGGGCUAAGCGAAAGAAGCGCAAGCGACAACUGCACACUGUCACUUGGAACCUUCCGACUGCCGAAGCCUCAAACAAUGCGCUGGCCCAAUCCUUGAUGCGGACCAAUGCCGCAAGAGCCGCUCCGCAGCUGACAAUCGAGUACCAACUUGGAGGCGGACGGGUUGAUCCUUUCAGAACGUAUCCUGCACCAUGGAAGCCGUAUAUCCCCCAGUUGGUCGAUCACUACAUCGUCCACAUGGCCGUUGAUAUCCCUGAGCUUGAUGAGCCUGGUGAAAGGGGUCUUCUUCGUACCCGCUGGUUCCGUCUCGCGACAACGGAAAUAUCCACUUUCCAGGUCGUUUUGCUGUUAUCCGCGGGUAACUUUAUCACGGUCAAGGACGGCAAAGCCUCUGAAUCGGGAUUUGAAAUGGAGCAGCUUAGGAUCGAUGCUAUCCAGUCCAUCAACAUUGCCAUGGGUUCGCCACAUGCUUGCAGUGACUCCAUCAUCGGCGCAGUGGCCAAGAUGGCGAGCUUCGAAUCCAUGCACGGCAAUGAGUCGCAUUUUAGACUCCACAUGGAUGCUACCAAGAGGUUGGUCAACAUGAGAGGCGGCUUGCACAACCUAGGUCUGGGAGGACUUUUGCGACGAAUGCUCAUUUGGAUCGACUUGAACGGCGGGCAUUUGUUGAAUACGCCUCGAUGGUUCCCAGGACAAACUUUCCAGGGGGGCGUGGAGGAGAUUGUGGAACCUAAUCCAGAGCGUUUCAUUGCUGUUUAA